Doryrhamphus excisus (bluestripe pipefish) is the source of this 14297-nucleotide messenger RNA. The record is from RefSeq and is a predicted model, not a curated record. Lineage: Eukaryota; Metazoa; Chordata; Actinopteri; Syngnathiformes; Syngnathidae.
UCGAAGAAGAAGAAGAGAUGGUUUGUUUUGAUCACGUGACAGGAAGUAUGAGUUGGAAGUCCAGGUUUUAAUAUCAUGCGACACAAAUCUCAAACAAUAUAAAGGAUAUAACGAUCGCGCACUUGCGCGGAAUAGCUGUGUUUUCCACGAAAACGUACGCGUUUUAUUUUGUAUUUCAUGUUGUUUUUGUGAUGUUUGGUAUCGACUGUGAGCCGACAAUUUCCUUAGGCUACUUUUAGCUAGUUGGUUAGCUUUGUGGACUGCAACCUUGCCCUUUCCACAGCCACCUUGAGUUUGAAGUUGCUUGAUAUUUCUUGUGACAAGACGGUGUCACCUUCUAGCAGCGGCAUUCGCUGGCAUCAAUCGUGGACCCAAGGAAGGAGUGAUCGAUGAAAAGCAACAGAUGUCUCUGGUGACACAGAGUGCCUUCCCCCUGAAAGCCGUGCUUUUGUCUGCAGCCACAUUUCAGGGAGUAGCGGCAUCCCUGAACCAACAGAAUGUUGGAGGGUCUUGUUGCCUGGGUGUUAAACACAUACUUGGGAAAAUAUGUCAGCAACUUGAACACCGAUCAACUCUCCAUCGCACUCCUCAAAGGUGCGGUUGAAUUGGAGAACUUGCCUCUUAGGAAAGAUGCACUUAAAGAGUUUGAUCUGCCUUUUGAAGUCAAAGCAGGCUUCAUUGGAAAGAUUACGCUCCAGAUCCCAUUCUACCGGCCACACAGUGACCCAUGGGUCAUCUCCAUGUCCCAGCUCAACCUCAUCAUUGGUCCUGCCCAGCUGCAGGAGUACGAUGAUGAGAAAGAGAAAGAGGAGCAGAGAGAGCGGAAGAAAUAUCUCCUCAAGACUCUUGAAGAAAAAUUCAAGAGUGAAUGUGAACAAAGAGGGGAGUCUUACUGGUACUCUGUCACUGCGUCAGUGGUUACAAGAAUUGUGGAAAACAUUGAGCUCAACAUCCAAGAUGUGCACCUGAGGUUUGAGGAUGACACCUGCAAUCCAGAUAAACCCUUCUCAUUUGGAGUAUGCAUCAACAAUAUUUCAGCACAGAAUCCUUCCAAAGACACGGCCUGGAAUCCUUUUCGACAAAAGCAACUGGAAAUCGAUGAUUUCCGAGUCUACUGGGAUACAGAAUGUGAAAUGCUGGCAAGACUCCCUGUUAAUCAGAUUCAGGAGGCAAUGACUCAGUGUAUGAAGACUUGGAAGCAUCAAUAUAUCUUUGAACCAGUGUGCGCCUCCGUAUUGCUCCGAAGAAAUGCUUCCAAGGAGCCUCUGAGGUUCCGACACACCCCACGGAUUGAAGGCCAUGUUCAGCUGGAGACCAUGUCCAUACGUUUAUCUCAGGUCCAGUAUCAACAGAUCAUGGCAUUCCUCAAGGAACUAUACCGCCGGGAAAGGGAGAUGCUUUACCGAAAAUGGAGACCCAACUGCCCCAUCUCUGGAAACUGCAAACAAUGGUGGAUGUUUGCCAUUCAGGCAAACCUAAGUGAGAUCCGUGAACAGAGGCGUAGAGGAAGUUGGACGUUUGCCCUCCAGCGUGCACGAGAUGUUCAGACUUACACCAGCUUGUACUUCAGAAAACUCAAAGGAGUCCCGUUAAGUCCCCAGGAAGAGAGUGAGCUUGAGCGAAUAGAAGACGAGCAGACUUUGGAGGAACUGCAGAGUCUCAGAGAAAUCGUCCAUGACUGGUUUCGAAAACAAGAAGAGAUUAUUGAGCAUAUACGAGAUCCAAGCAGUGAACCGCAGCCCACUACACAGACGACGACGUCCAUCCCCAAGAGUGGGAGUUCGGGUAUGAUCCAGUACCUGCAGUCUUGGUUUCCUGGUUGGGGUGGCUGGUAUGGAGAUUCUCUGGACCCAGACAAAGGCCCAGAGGUGCUUCUGCCCAGCCCGUCUUCCUGGGAUAUUUUGGCAGAAACAGAUGACUUGUUCGACCCAUUAGAGGACUCCCAGACUCUGAAUACAUUUACCAGGCGAGAUUACCUGUUUGCCCGGCUGGAAUUCUUGCUGGAGAAAGGUGGAAUCACUCUAUUUCAUCAGGACAGUAGGGAUGAGAUCCUACAUGAGAGUGGAGUUAUCCAGCUAGAGGUUUCAGGUAUGAAGGUGGUUGUGGAGUCUUUGCCUCGCUCAGAGUCUUCCCUCCUGUCUGUGAAGCUGGGGGGUUUAUUCCUUCGAGAUUUGACAACUCACGACACCAUCUUCCCUGUACUAGUGUCUCCGAAAUUGGACAAGGUUGUCAUUGCUGUUAACCAGACAUCUGGACAGUCCAGCAGCAACUCAGGAUCCAAUGCAGAGUGUUUUUCAUCACCAGUCUUUGAAAUGCUUUAUGAGCGUAACCCUGUGAGGUCCAAGUUCGAAAGACGACUGGAAGUGAACACCAGUCCACUUAACAUCAUCUACAACCCGCAAGCAAUCAAAAAAGUAACAGAAUUCUUCUACAAAGGACGAGUUCAUUCUUCUGGUUUUGGCUACCAGUCAGAACUAGAGCUCAAAGUGGCAGAGGCUGCCCGGAGGCAAUAUGACAAGUUAAAAAGGCAGACAAAGGCAGAAAUACGCCAAACUAUUGAUCAACUUCUUGUGGGAGAGUUUAUUGAAAACAGUAAGCGUUGGACGAUGAAGCUGGACAUCUGUGCACCACAGGUCAUUUUUCCCGAUGAUUUCCAGUCAGGAGACCCAAUGUUGGUUAUCGUGGAUUUAGGCAGGAUUCUGCUUACGAACUUUCAAGAUGACUCCAAAGACUCAAAAGCUGCUCAACCUCAAAGGGAAGACCUAAGUGAUGAGGAGUACCAGACACCCCUUGCCACUCCACCCGAGUCUCCACCUGAGCUUCACAUGCCGUUGAAAGAAUGGCUCAAAUGUCCCGAACUUCCCAGCCUUGGCUCACCUGAAAGUACAAAGGCCUACAGUAGGAAGCUUUAUGAAAGAUACUCCUUGUCCUUUAAGGAUCUGCAGAUAAUGGUUGGCCGCUACAAGGACAAUUGGAAAAACCUUCAAGAGAGUGAAGUGGGUCCGACUCAUGUGGUGGAGAAAUUCAAUGUGUUGUUGCAACUGGAGCAGAGACUGCGCUACACAUCAGACCCACAGCUCCCAGGAGCAGUGCUCUCAGGAACUCUACCUGAUCUUAAGGUCCAUAUCAACCUUGAGAAGAUGACUGCUUUGAGAAGUUGUCUGGCUAGGCUAAGCAGUUCUGCUGUGAAUGGAGACAAACUCCACGAUAAAGGAGUAAAAUCUCCCGACCCGCUUACUCUCCGCCAUGAAAAGAUCUUUCAGAGAGAGGACAGUUCCUGGAAAAUCCAAGGUUCAGCCAAGAACUUGACACAAAGCGUGAUGACAUUAGAGCAGCACACAAGAGAAGUUCUGGUGGAGUCCCGCCUACUGUUGGCUGAAUUUAACAUCAACUAUAUGCAGCUGGGUGUGGAGAGUGAUGGCCGCUACAUAUCUGUUCUGAAAGUGUUUGGAACCAAUGCUCAUUUUGUCAAGCGACCUUAUGAUGCUGAGGUCUCACUUACGGUCCAUGGUCUCCUUCUUGUGGAUACGCUACAAACCUAUGGCUCCGACUUCGACCUCCUGGUGUCAUCUCAUAAAAACCUCAGUUUUGACAUCCCAACUGGGAGUCUCCAAGAGAGCCAGCCAUCUUCUCCAAUGUCGUAUGACAGCAGGUCUUCUGAGCAUCAGAGCCACCUCAAUGAGUCCUCCUCAGGUUUGCGCACGGAUCGAAUCUCUGGUCUAAAUUCCUUUCUCAAAGAUCAAGAGGCUCUGAUUAAACUUGAAUACCAAUUUGUUAGCUCAGAUUGUCCUUCCAUGAACCUGGACAGUUCCCUUCAGGUGAUAAGCAUGCAGGUCAACAACUUGGACAUUAUUCUAAACCCUGAGACCAUGGUGGAGCUUCUGAAGUUCCUUCAGAAGUCCUUUCCGAAGGAGGAAAACCCCUGGGCAUCAUCAUUGCAGCAACCUACAGCACAGCUCUACACUGAAGAAGAAGGUGGCACUUUUCAGUCAACGUAUGACCAGAACAAGGAGCUAACUGUCGAGAUUCAUCGACUUAACCUCCUUCUCCUUCGAACUGUAUCCACGGGUGCUGUCUUGGGUGCUGAAAAGAAAGGUUUGAAGAUUGCCACAGCCAGCAUCACCGGCACCAAGGUUAAUGUUUCCUUAGGCAGUCGAAUGGACAUCAACGGCACACUUGGUGCCAUGCAGUUGGUAGACCUUACCCAGGAAGGAGGCCGUAGUCAGUUUGUAGUGAGCAUUGGCAACGCAGAAGACAGCUCCUCAACUUGUGAAGGACUACCAUUACUCGACGACAAGGAACUUUCUCCUUCAGAAGCUCUGAAUUUCCAACUUCGGGAGAAGUCCCAAGGGGACUGCACGUUACAUUUACAUAUGGCGUCCUUACAUUACAACCACUCAGCCAAGUUCUUAAUGGAGUUGAGUCUUUCCGCUAAUGAGGUGGAGGACAAUUUCCGCUCAAUGUUGAAAAGCGCUGCCACAAAGGUGUCCACAGUACUUGCCACAAAAACAGCCGAGUACAGCGGUAUGUUUUCACUCUUUGAAACGCCCUCGCGAAGAAGUCGAACUCAGAGUCAAAGUUGGGCUUUUCCAAUGGAGGAUGAGGAGGAUAUCCCCAUGGAGGAACCUGAGUCCACCCUGGAUACGUUCUUUGUGAAGUUGACCUUAAAUGUAAACAUUGAAUCACCAGUCGUGUCUAUUCCUCGUAAACCUGGACACCCUGAACUACUGGUUGGACACUUGGGUAGUAUAACUAUCCAGAAUUGUAUCACUGGCCAACAGUCAGAAGGAGAGAGGCUGCAGGUGCUUGUUAAAGAUAUCCGAUUGUACUCCCUGAACACCAGUCAUUUGGUUCUGAAGAAGAUGCAAAGGGGGGAAAAAACUGGCAACGUUCCACCAUCCCAUAACAGAAGUCAGGAUGAACCUCAGUUCACACGCCAUGACUUCUUUGAAUACCUCAACCAAGGAAAAGCCUUCCAUAUAUUAAAAGACACCACUAUGCAGUUCACCCUGGAGAAGUCCCCCAUUGAUGAAGAUAUUCAGUUCACCUUUUUGAGUUGUAAAGAGCCGUGCAAGAGCACGGGAUUGCUGAGAGUCGAGGGGAAGUUUGUCAAACCUGUUCAGGUGUUCCUAUGCAAGGCUGUGUAUGAACAGGUCCUCCAAACGCUGGAUAAUUUAUUUCUCAUUGAGGAGCAACGAGUAACGCCCAGCCAACCACCAACACCCCCACCCCCGACUCCAUCCUCCACCAGGCCUCACCGUUUUCCUGACCCCCACGGAGGACUCUUUGCAAAGGAUCCUCCAUAUAUCAGCUUGUCACACUCUUUGCUCCCCUCUCCUCUGCCUCUGCAGUCCCAAAAGCCAAGUCCUCACUCUCCUACGUUCACUCAGUUGAAAGUAACUUUGCAUGUUGCAGAAUUGCAGGUCCAGCUCAGUGCUGACCUGACCCAGGGCUCCCAAGGCUUAGUCAGUCUUCACUUCCGUGACCUGGAGGGAGACAUCACCAAAGAGCAUCCACAUUUAUUAGAAGUCCAGCUAAUUCUGCGUUCACUGCUCAUGGAGGAUCUCCUGGAGCAAAAUCCUGAGCAUAAACAUUUAAUGGUGUCCCAUGGAGCUCCAAAGCCUUCGACAUUCAGUCCAAAGGAGUACCUAUCUCACAGCUGUCCAUCAGCAUCCAAUGUCCAGUACCCAGAUAUGCCCCGUUCUUUGCCUUCUCAUAUGGAAGAAGCCCAGAAUGUCUUCCAGCUCUACCAGAGGCAUCCCGGUACUCCUUCAGCAAGUCAUCGCAAAGCUAAGAAGGAUCCAGACUGUCCCAGCACUCCACCACCCUCCCCUACUCAUCCUGCAUCCUCCCCUGAGCCGACCGCCGAAUUUGAUGAGUCAUUAGUUCACAUUAACGUCUUGCUGGUAGACCAGAGCCACCCAGAAUUCACAACCCGUUACGGCAGUGUGGGACGAAGCAUCGAUAUUGACUUUAACUGCCUGGAUGUUUUAAUCACGUUGCAAACCUGGGUCGUCAUCCUUGAUUUCUUUGGAAUUGGCUCCACGGCUAAUAAUCAUGCAAUGAAGGUGCCCGACAACUCCCCUCAGUAUGUGCCGGGACAUCCUCUCUAUGAGUCAGACAUCACUGAGCAGGACACAAACGACUCUGUCAACACCAAACUGGACCUCAAGGUUCAUUCAUUGUCUGUUGUGUUAAACAAGGAAGGCAAUGAGCUCGCCAGAGCCAGUGUGAUCAAAUUAUCUGCACAUCUGGAAAUGCUGGAAAGCAACCUGAUAUUGACAGGCAGUUUGGGAAGUUUGUCCCUCAGUGAUUUGACUCCACACGGUGAUCUCUUCUGUGAACGCUUCACCACACGUGGAGGGGAGGCUCUCAUUUUCAAUAUUCAUAGGUACGGGCUGCCAGACCCUUACCUUGAACGAGAAUAUGACAUUAAAGUUUGUCUUCUGAUGGCCUCAGUGCAGUAUGUUCAUACUCAACGCUUCCAGGCUGAGGUGGUGGCCUUCAUCCAACACUUCACACAGUUACAGGAUGUUCUUGGCAGGCAAAGGGCUGCAAUGGAGGGUCAAGCUAUAAGGGACCGCCCACAGCGGGCAUCCAGGGUCCUGCUGGAUAUCGAGGCUGGCGCCCCAGUAAUAAUCAUCCCAGAAAGCUCAAGUUCAACAAGGGUCAUUGUAGCAAACCUUGGUCAGCUGAAGCUAGAGAACUGCUUCUUACCCGCUGGGGCUCGUGGCACUUUCUCCUGCCAAGACAAGGUAGAGAAACUCACCAUGGCACAUGCCUUUUUCCCUACUCUGAAGGAGUCCACGCAAGAUGCAGCAGGGUGGACUUAUGAGCAAAGACAGCCUAAAACUCCUCCCAGCACCCUCAACUUGUGGACUAAUGGCAGCCCACAACCUGAAAGAACUCAUAACAGAGCAAACCCGAUCCCCUCAGAAGACCAUGUGUGUCUUUUGGACUGCAUUGCUCUGGAUCUGCAGCAAAUGGAUAUUUUUGCAGCAGAACGUCUGCCUUGCCCUUCGUGCGACAGAGGCUGUAAUUCCACUGAAAUUUCAGACAUUAUUUUCCCGUCAUACUGUGUUCGUCGGACGGGUAGAAACCUGCUGAAAGAGUGCUGCCGCCUCCAGCUUAAAGUGGAACGAAACCUGGACAGAGAGCUGAGCCAUGCGGUUCCUGAUAUGACUAUCUACGGCAACCUCUCAUCAGUACAGUGCGCUCUGGAUCCAGAGCACUACCAGCUGAUUCGAGGGCUGCUGGAGAACAAUCUUGGUGAGCCUGUUGAAGAAUUUCUGCGACCCUUCAACCUGCAGGACCCCAGCACCUAUACGGUGUUAAGUGGAGACGUCUAUACCAACUUGUCCAUCCUGGUGAAUAUGAUGGAUGUCAGUCUGGAGCUCAUGGAAAGCAGUAAAUCCAGUGGACACAAACGCUCACUAGCAAGGUUUAACUUCAUGAAAUCCAAACUGCUCUUUGAGAGUUUCUCCAAUGGUUCCAAAUCUGUCAACCUGGUUUCUCACUCGCUGCUUGCAUAUGACACUCGAUGCACUGGAGAGUACAAGAGCACCGGUGAAGCUGACGGGACCAGGCGCAAUGUAUUUGACUGCAUUCUCCAGCCUUCAAAAACUGGAACAAACCAGGCUUCUCUGCAACUGGAACUACAUUACAGAUCCACACGAGACUCAUCCUGUUUUACGGUGGUCCUGAACAACCUAAGGGUCUUUCUCAUCUUUGACUGGCUCCGGCUCGUGCAGGAAUUCUUGGAAAUGCCAGUGAAAAAGCCAUCAGGUGGUGCUGAGAACGUUCAGUGUCCAAGUAACGCCGCUGACUUGGGACCAAACACUGCUGCCAUCACCACCGGGGCUGUCAUACCUAAGAGGGUCAAGAGUGGUGUGGUCACUAAGAGGUCCACGGUGCCUGUUACCCUCAACCGCUGCCUAGAGGUCAAAGUCAAUGUUACAGGCACGGAGUUUGUCAUAGUAGAAGACUCAAGAUGCCUGGAUACCAACGCCAUCAUUCUUAAAGGCACUACUGUCCUCACCUACAAGCCUCGUCUGUUGGACAGACCUUUCUCUGGAAGCCUUGCUGGCAUAGAGGUGUUCUCGUGCCGUCUUGGCAGUGAGCAGGAGACAGCACUGUCCAUCGUUGAUCCAGUCAAUGUUCAGGUGGAACUGUGUGGCAGCCCCACUUACCAAAGCAGCUCAGGUCUACUAGACGCCUUCAGUGUGGAGGACAUCCCACCACUGCUGGAGAUCCAGUUUCCCGUUUUGGACAUCCGUCUAUCUUACAAUGACAUUCAGCUCUUCUUGGCCAUCGCUAAAUCCAUCCCUGCUGUAAAUGCUCCAGCAGCCUCUGACUCUGAUGUUGUCACUUCAGCUCACACUGUGCCAGCGGAUGCACCCAAACGCUCUAAGAGAAAAGGUCUUGCCCAUAUAGAGGGCCAGCUAAUUCAUUUGCAGGAUCUUGGGUUCAGCAAAGAAGACUGUAAAAAGGCCCUCAUCCUCUGUAAAGGUCAUCUGGAUCAGGCUGCCACAUGGUUGCUUGAAAAUGCAGAGAACAUUGCAGGCCGGUCCAAAUCCAGCACUGACUCUGGUUCUUCCAGUCAGGCAGCUGCUCUGUCAGGGAUAGAAGUGAAGGCAGAGAGCAUCUGCAUCUGUUUCAUUGAUGAUUGUCUGGACUGUGACAUACCGCUUGCUGAGCUCACCUUCUCUAGGUUAAAUGUGUUGCAGCGUAUUGGUUCCACCCAGGAGGGCAACGCCAGCUUUACUCUUUCAGGAGACUACUACAACAGAGAACUAGCAGGCUGGGAGCCCUUUAUCGAGCCCUGGCCAUGCUUCCUGUCCUGGCAACAGCAAGCGGCUGGCAGACUCCAUCCUCCACGUCUCAAGAUGAGUGUAAGAGCCAAGCAGCGACUUGAUGUCAACAUCACUUCUGUCCUGUUAGAACAGUACAACACAACCAAGACUUCUUGGAUAGCAGACUACUGUAACAAGGACGAACAGACAGAUCAGUCUUCGCCCACCUUGUCCUGGAUAGGUUCCUCGGUUGACCCGCCCUGCUUUGGACAGAGUGCUCCCCUCUCUCAUCUUAGAACUCGGAGCACAGCCAGCUUGAACAGUUUUGAUCAGCAAAUUCCAGACUCCAGAGGAGAUGUUAAACUUUCCAAGAAGAGGCAGCCAUUUGUUCCAUAUGCUCUACGCAACCAUACAGGAUGCACCAUGUGGUUUGCCACUCUGACUACAACUCCAACAAGGGUGGCACUUUCCCACAGCAGUAGUGCAGACUCCAUUGGAGACCUCCACGGUCCUGGUAAUGAUGAUAGCCACAAUGUCAGCCAGUGGCGAGAGGUGUCUCCUGGGGAGGAGAUUCCAUUUGAAUUUGAAGCACGGGAGAAACUUCGCCAUAGGCACACUCAUGAGUUGAAGCUCCAUCAGCUGCUUGUACGAGUGUGUGGAUGGGAGCAAGUGAAGCCAGUAUCUGUGGACAAAGUUGGGAUUUUCUUCCGUUAUGCGGCUCCGGACAGAAACAAUGCAUCCAACAUUGUCGGCAGUCCAAUCAGCAGGACCAACAUAAUCCACCCACAUGUCUAUUUCUCAGCGCUGCCUCCGGUCCGAGUGGUCUUCUCCAUCACCAUGGAGGGAAGUGCCAGAAAGGUUAUAACAGUGCGAUCUGCCCUCAUUCUGAAGAAUCAGUUAGAUGUCCCCAUGGAGAUCAGACUUGACAGCCCCUCUGCCCCUGACAAACCAGUGGUGUUGCCUCCCAUUUUGCCCAACCAGGGCUUGGCAGUUCCACUACACCUAACGUCAUGGCGGUUACAAGCCAGACCCAAGGGCCUGGGCUUGUUUUUUUGUAAAGUUCCCAUCCACUGGACUAGCGUGGAGCGACCUGGAGAAAUCAGCAGUAGCAAGAGAGAUUGCCAGUCGGCGGACUUUGAUGACAACCUCAAGCGUAACUUCAGGUUUUGCGUGGUGAUAAAAAAAGAGAACUACCCUGAUCAGCGACCUGCCAAAAGGGUUUCAGGUAACACAAAUCAGAUCUAUCGACAGCCAGGCCACACCAUUUUUCUACUGCCAACUGUUGUGCUGGCCAACCUGCUACCCUGUGACCUCAACUACUACGUGAAGGGAACUUCCAACAAAGGUUCACUGAAACCAGGAAAAGAAGCUGUGCUUCAUUCUGUGGACACAUCACAGAACAUGGAGCUAGGUGUUCUUUUGGAGAACUUCCCUGUGUGCAAAGAGUUGCUCAUUCCUCCAGGAACUCAAAAUUAUGUAGUACGAAUGAGACUAUACGACACCAACAAGCGUCUUCUUUGCCUCACCAUUCGCAUCAUUCUACGGGCACAAGGGGCGCUGAAGAUUCUGAUUUCUGCCCCUUACUGGCUUAUCAACAAGACAGGCCUUCCACUGAUUUUCAGACAAGACAAUGGCAAAGUAGAUGCAGCGGGUCAGUUUGAUGAGCAUGAACUAGCCCGAAGCCUCAGUCCAUUGCUCUUCUGCUACACUGACAAGGAACAACCUGCCAUGUGUACGAUGCGGGUUGGAAAGGGCAUCCAUCCAGAUGGCGUUCCAGGGUGGUGCCAAGGUUUCUCCCUUGAUGGAGGAAGUGGAGUCAGGGCAGUGAAGGUUAUCCAGCACGGUAACAGGCCUGGCCUCAUCUACAACAUUGGUAUCAGUGUGCGGAAUGGAAAGGGACGCUACCGAGACACUCACAUUGUGACCUUUGCCCCUCGCUACUUGCUGGAUAACAGCUCCUCACACAAACUUGCCUUUGCUCAGCGAGAGUUCGCUCGGGGAAAGGGUACAGCCAACCCAGAGGGUUACAUCUCCACCCUGCCAGGCUCCAGCGUGGUCUUCCACUGGCCCCGAAAUGACUAUGAUCAGCUAUUGUGCGUGCGCCUCAUGGACUCCCCGACAUGCACCUGGUCAGGAGGGUUUGAAGUAAACAAACCAAAGUCUUUCCAUGUCAACAUGAGGGACACCAUGGGAAAUUGCUUCUUUCUUCGUACGGAGGUCACCAUUAAGGGAGCCACCUACCAGAUCUCCUUCACUGACACUGAUCAACUGCCCCCACCUUUCCGUAUCCACAACAUCUCUGAGGUUCCUAUCCAAUUCUGGCAGCAUGGUGUUGUUGACAUCAAGCUGCACACUGAGGUGAAGGCAGAGUCAGAACUGGACUAUGCCUGUGACGAACCAACACUGCCGCCAUACCUGACUCUCACCGUGAAGGGAGCCGGAUCUUCAGAGGUCACAGCUGACAUGAACUUCUUCCGAGAAUACAACAAGCUGUACUAUGAGAAUUUCAUCUACAUUGCAGCCACCCACACCUUCUCACAGAGUGGUGGCAGGAGACCUGUUGGUAAGAAACAUCAAGUAACAUGUGCUGAAUUGGUUCUGGAUGUGGACACAAAGACACAGAGGGUCAUCUUGAAAAAGAAGGAGCCUGGGAAGCGCUCCCAGCUAUGGAGAAUGACAGGCACUGGUAUGCUGUGUCAUGAAGGCUCCUCUCCACCGCAGAGCAAGCCUGCUCAACCUCGCCCAAUGGACUCCUCUUUGGUUCUGGACAUUGCAGGGCUUGCAGCUGUCAGUGAUAACAGUUUUGAGCCAUUGAUGCUAAGGAGACCAGACCCUCGUCGCAGCACCACCCAGACAUGGCACUUCAGCUCGUGCAUGCUGACCUGUGGUCUUCCCCGACUAGUAGUACAGGUAAGGGGUGGUUUCGAAGGCCUGUACGAUGGAGCAGAGGUGGUUUUGGGACCAGACUCGGGGCUUAUGGAACCUGGUCCUGAACAGCAGUUCAUCAACCAGAAGAUGAGGCCUGGUUCUGGGGUGUUGUCUGUUCAGGUUUUGCCAGAUGGGCCCACACGUGUUCUUCAGAUCAGUGACUUCAACCAGAGAAGAAUCACCCACAAGUCACCAAGCAAAGAGGAAGUGAAAAAGAAAGAAGCUGAACAGGAACUUGAGGUGUUGGUGAACUUGGAAGAAGGAAUCGGCGUGUCGCUUCUCAACAAGGUUCCUGAGGAACUUGUGUUCGCCACACUAUCCGGUAUUGAUGUCCACCUCACACGUACUGCUGCUAAUGAGGUGUUGGAAAUGAGCAUUAACAACAUACAGGUGGACAACCAGCUCCUGGGUACCACCCAGCCUGUGAUGCUGUGUGUGACUCCAAUUUCUAGUGAUAGCACUGUUCUUGACAGUGGCCCGGCCUUGCAAGUCAACUCUGUCAAAGUUCCCAGCAGCCUUAUGCUCACUGAUAUCUUCAAGCACCUCAUGGUAACAGCUGGACGCUUCAGUGUUGUCAUCGAAGAGAAAUUGUUGCUCAAGCUGCUCAGCUUCUUUGGUUAUGGACAGACCGAGGCAGAGCUGGAGAAACUGGAUGAAAACCUCCAUGAGAGGCCCAAUAAGGAUGCAGGACCCCCCAAACGCUACUACUUUGAGAACCUGAAGAUCAGCCUCCCUCAAGUCAAGCUGAGCGUUUUCACCUCGCACAAGCUGCCUGCCGAUCUCAAGGCUUUGAAAGGUACCUUGGGAUUUCCAUUGGUUCGCUUUGAGGAUGCUGUUGUCAACAUGUAUCCGUUCACCAGAGUGCACCCCUAUGAGACCCAGGAGAUCAUCAUCAAUGACAUCCUUAAGCAUUUCAGAGAGGAGCUGAUCAGCCAGGCAGCUCAGAUCUUGGGCUCUGUGGACUUUCUUGGAAAUCCAAUAGGACUCCUCAACGACGUCUCGGAGGGUGUGUCUGAGCUCAUCAAGUACGGCAACGUGGGUGGCCUCAUACGGAAUGUGACACACGGCGUGUCUAACUCUGCCGCUAAGUUUGCAGGAACUUUAUCUGAUGGGCUUGGGAAGACCAUGGACAACCGGCACCAGACGGAGCGAGAGUACAUCAGAUAUCAUGGUGCCACCAGUGGAGAACACCUGGUCGCAGGAAUCCACGGACUAGCUCAUGGUAUCAUAGGAGGCAUGACGAGCAUCAUAACCUCAACUGUCGAGGGGGUGAAGACAGAGGGUGGAGUCAGUGGCUUUUUUUCUGGCCUGGGUAAAGGGCUGGUUGGCACUGUGACCAAACCAGUGGCGGGAGCACUGGACUUUGCUUCAGAGACGGCACAGACGGUCCGAGACAUGGCAAGUCUCAGUAACCACAGGCUAAGUAUACAGCGUGUCAGAAAACCCCGCUGCUGCAAAGGACCUCAGGGUCUUCUGCCUCGGUACUCGGCCCUGCAAGCUGAUGGUCAGGAGCAGCUCUUCCGCCUCACUGACAACAUCCAGUCUGAGUUCUUCAUCGCAGUGGAGCCCAUCGACAGCUACAGCGUGCUCAUCUCCUCCAAAGUGGUCUAUUUCCUGAAGCCAGGAGAUCAUGUGGACCGUGAGGCUAUUUUCCUGGAGAUCAAGUAUGAUGACCUCUAUCACAGUCUGGUGUCCAAGGAUCAUGGGAAAGUGUAUGUGCAGCUCACCAAGAAGGCCGAAACCACCAGUAGUGGUGUCGCCAUCCCUGGACCUUCUCACCAGAAGCCCAUGGUCCAUGUGAAGAGUGAAUCUCUGGCUAUCAAAAUCUCCCAAGAGAUCAACUACGCCAAGAGCCUGUACUACGAGCAACAGCUCAUGCUGCCCGCCACUGACAAUGAGGACUGCUUAUUGCUCGAGUCCUGAUCACACACUUAUCAUGGUUUCUGAAGAUGUUUGGAUUUAUGUGGUGGUUGUUUUUUUUUUACAAUCUUUGGUUAAUUACAGAGAAAAUUGGAUAUUCAGACAGCAGUCCCAUGCCCUGAUUUCAGACAAAGCACAUGUGUAUAACAGAGUUUUAAUUUCAGAUGUGUGUAUUUAUCACUCUAGUUCACUGUGUAUGUAGAACCAGAUGUACAUAUCCUGCAAGUCUUCCAUACUGUUUGUGAAUGGGUAAAUAUGUAAAUAUCACAGUAUGGAUGAUAUGAAUAUAACAACCUUCAGAGUAUUUGUGUGUGUGUGUGUGUGUGUGUGUGUUUUUUAGUAUUAUUUUGAGUGGGGUUGAAAUAUAAAGAUUUGCACUGACACAUUUGAGGAUGGGCUAUACCCCACCCCCAUCCACUUUGGAGCUGCCUUCCCCUGUCUGUCUGUCUUCAUGCCUGCCAUAUGUACAACUAUAAACUGAGUUCUGACUUUACUGUUAUCUGUUCCUUGCUUCAAACUUGUGAGCAAGUCAUGGAAAAGUCACUGAAGGGUCAGAACUUUCGGUUUUGUUAUUGGAUGAGAUUCUCUUGCUUGUGUGGCCUAUCAUGACAUUUUGAGGUUUUAUAAUAUGCUGUCAAAUGGACAUAUGCAAAUAAA